Molecule: messenger RNA, 3328 nt
Organism: Fundulus heteroclitus (mummichog)
Lineage: Eukaryota; Metazoa; Chordata; Actinopteri; Cyprinodontiformes; Fundulidae
Gene: dcph1
Product: acidic residue methyltransferase 1
Exons: 5
Coding region: 120-1418 (432 amino acids)
Biological process (GO): DNA damage response
Cellular component (GO): nucleus; cytoplasm
Molecular function (GO): phosphatase activity
Source: RefSeq, a predicted model, not a curated record
CUCCACCUGCUGCUGUCAGUGGUUACAAGCUGGACUCCAUGUUUAUUAUUAUCAUCGGUUUGGACUAAUUCUGGUCAGGUUUGAGAUUUGCAGGUGGUGUAGUUUUCAAGCUGGAUCUAAUGUCGUUUGCUUAUUUGACCGUAAGAGACCGAAUGCCUACCAUUUUGACUAAAGUUAUAGACACGAUACACCGCAACAAAAACAAGUUCUUUGAGGAACACGGAGAGGAGGGGAUCAGUGCGGAGAAACAAGCAAUAUCUCUGCUCUCUAAGCUGAGGAAUGAGCUACAAACCGAUAAGCCAAUACUGGAAUUGAUGGACGGCUUGCCAGACGCGGAGUCCUGGAACCAGUACCUGCAGAGACAGCAGCGUCAGCAGGGGGACCAGGAGCCUGUUAGCUGGUUCAAAUCUCCCUGGCUGUAUGUGGAGUGCUACAUGUACAGGAGGCUACAAGAGGCAAUCUGGCUCAACCCUCCGAUUAACAACUUUGACUUCUUUAACGAGGGAAAGACCGAAGGCUUUUUUGAGUCUCAGCAGGCUGUGAUGACUUUAUGUACUUACCUGGGAGACAUCCAGAAGAGCAUGCAGACGCUUUCGGAGAACCAGUUGUCUCAGUAUUUCAACAAACUACUCCAGGUUUCUCUUUGGGGGAACAAGUGUGAUCUCUCCAUCUCUGCUGGUCAAAAGAACUCUCAGGACUCGAGCCCAAUAGAUUCCCUCAACAGCCUACAGUCUUUUAUCCUGGUGGAUGACUCCAACGCGGUGUGGUUGACUCUCAAUUCCUCGAGGAGACUAGAAGGGUCGGGCAAAACCACGGCAGACAGAGUGGACAUUGUGCUAGACAAUGCAGGCUUUGAGCUGGUAACGGACUUAGUCUUAGCAGAUUUCCUGGUGUCCUCAGGCCUCGCACGUCAAAUUCACUUUCACGGCAAAUGCUUCCCGUGGUUCGUCUCUGACGUCACGGCCAACGACUUUCAGUGGACCAUCCGGCAGACCAUGGCAGCCAAUCACAAGUGGAUGUGUAAGAGCGGCUUCCAGUGGCAGAGCUACCUCAAAGAGGGCGUCUGGUGCUAUCACGACCAUCCUUUCUGGACUCAGCCGCACGAGUUCUGCGACAUGGCAGCCGACGCACCGGAGCUGUACGCCGCGCUCCAGGGAGCGGACCUGGUGCUAUUUAAAGGCGAUCUCAACUACAGGAAGCUGACUGGUGACAGGGACUGGGCUCACACUGUGGAUUUCUCCACUGCGCUGAGAGGCUUUGAGCCCGCACCACUUUGCAGCCUGAGAACCCUCAAGGCCAACGUGCAGGUCGGUCUGCAGCCGGGCCAAGCGGAGAAGCUGGCGUCUCAAGACCCAUCGUGGAUGACCAACGGGAAGUACGCUGUUAUUCAGUUCCACGGCCCAAAGUUGCCGCAGUAAGUCUGACCUCAGGAUUAGACGGGGACGACUGGACUUCAUUAGAGUUUUUGCUGUAAGAAAGCACCAAAAUUAGGUGCUGCCAUUAUUAUCAAAGGUUCUUUUUAAGGACGUAUACAAUGCACAACAACAAUAACAGUGUUAAUAUCAAUGUCAUCUCAUAUAUAAAAUGUCUUUUUUUUUUUUUUUUUUAAAUGGAAAUGAUUUAUAAGUUGUGUGUUCUAUGCUUGGCAUGAAGUCAGAAUGUUUACAGGAUAUGCAGAUAGCAGAGCUAAAGUGACAUUUUGGGCUUAGUAAAUCUAACCUAAGCCGGAAACAUUUUAGCAUCUGGUUCAGAAUGAUUAUGAAUGGUAUUAAUAUGGUUAGUUUAUUUUUUUUAAUUCAUCAUAAACUGCUUAAUGUUUGCACUGGUGUUCAUGCAUCAAAACAAGAAAAUCACUUAACUGAUCUAGAGCUGCGUUUUGUCUGUUUUCUCAGUUGAAUUAAAUGAUUAUAUUAAUAGGGGGUAAAGGGAUGGUUUAACAUAUUGCUGGAAUGUGCUGCUCUUGCUUUGGAGGAAAAAUAACAAAAACCUCUUUGAAUGAUCUUGGUUAAAACCUUGGCUGUUGAUUGUAAUAAGUUCUUAGGGUUGCUGGAGCAAAGUGUUUAUUUUCAGAAUUUAUUCAAUAAAUUACUGCAAUGAAUAUUUUCCCUCCGUUGCUUUACUUUACAGAGAUUAUAAAUGAAACUUUGAGAUAAUGAAAGCUUAUUGACUGAAAUAUUGUUAAUAGGCAUGUGUUAUUGUUAAUAACCCAGCAACGGGAUUUUAAUUAGGAUGCAUAUGCAGUAAUUUAAGUCAGUUCUAAGUGAUCCCCAAUAUCUUGUGAUCUUCAUUGUGGUUUUUAAUUGUGGCUUUUAAUUUUUUACAAAGUGUCAGAUUGGUUUAGAUGAAUAAAUGAAAUUGUCUUUUAUAUUGGUGAGAGAGUAAAAACUGCUUAAUGAUUUGAAACAUAAUUAUUGCAAAGAAGCAAAACGGGUCUGUACCAAAUACGUUUUUACCCACCACUGUUUAGAUCAGCGCACCAGAAAAGUUCACAUUAUAUAUUGGGUGUCACAUCAGUUCCUUGUUCACCCGUUGACCUUUUCUAUAGCGGAGGUCAGGUUGGAGACCACUUGACAAAACUUCGGGAAAAUGCUACUAAAAUGUGCGUUACAAGUCUGGAUGCUCUUUAAGAAAUGGCCUGCUUUGUCAGUGUGGCCUCACAUGAAAAUAGGUUCAAUUACGGCAAGAAGCGACUUAUCUCUUCGCCGUUUAAGGUCAUUUACUGUGGCUGUUUUAUCUCUCAUCCCUCAUUUUCAUGUUUCCUGGUGUCUUAGUUUCAUUCGAGGGCAGAUGCACAAAAAUAUGUGUAAUCAGGCCCGCUUGUUUUCCACUUGACCUGUCAUGGAAAUCGGAAGGGUAAGUCAAGAAACAUGUUGCACAAAAGAUGCAAUGAGAGCUCUGUGUCAAACCUUGUUUUUUUUUUUUUUUUUUUUUUUUUUUUUUCUGACAAUGUGCUGGUCAAUAUUUGGAUGUGAAUCUGUUCAGAGGAACAAAGUAUUCACAAAGUUUUAAUGUGCUUCAACAAUCCAUAUUAGCUUGUAUGUUAUUGCUUUUGUUCUUGUAUGUAAAAACCUGCUGUAGAGACAGGAUAAAUUUCUCAAAGGUGUCUUGUCUCAAUUUGUUUUCUGAGCUGGGAUAUUUACCUUGAACAUCUAAGGACAAAAAAGGAUCAAAAGCCUAGAAUUUGUAUUGUGAACAUAAAUUGAAACCAGAUAUUUACACACUUAAAAGUAAAUUACUUCUUAUUUUCUUGUUUUUUCCUCUAAGAGCGGUUUAAGAUUACAAGAAUCUUUUGUUUGAUAAAUGCCAGAAUUAAAGAUAUUUUGUUAGA